AUGCAGUUCACAAGCAAGCUUUCCGUCGCUCUUCUGGCCAUCCUGGCUGCCGGUGGUGAGGCCAACCAUCAGGCUCUCCAUGGUCGCAAGUUCUUUCACCCCAGAGGCUUGAACUCGACCACUCCUGCUUCUACCUCGACUGUCGUUGUCUACCCGACUCCGAUCGAGUCUUCGUCCGCUGCUGGUGGCUCGAUCUCUGCAAUCACCACCUCGACCGCCAUCCCUCUCAGCACUGGUGCCCCUGGAUCUGGUGGCUCCGGCGACGACAAUGGUGGCCAGGACGUCACUAUCACUUACACUCUGGGUGCUGGCAGCACCAAGUCAGUCGUCACCACUACUAUCCACAAGACCUCGACUGAUCUCCACACUGUCUACGCUACUUCCUCUGCUGAUGUUACUACAAUCUCUUCCACCUCUACCACCACCGCUACUCUGAUCGCUAUUUCUUCCCCUACACCUGGUUCUGGCAGCUCGGGAAGCGGAGACAGCUGCAAGCCGGAGACUGUCACCGUCACUGCUACCGUCACUGUGACUGCUCCUUCAGCUUCCGCUCCUACCCCCGCCGGUAAUGACGGCGACCUCGAGGACAGCGGCGCCAACGAGCACUACUCUGACAAUGACGAGGAUGACAACGAUGAGGAUGACGAUGAGGAGGACGAUGAGGAGGAUGACUGCGAAGAUGAGGACGACAACGAGCCCACCACCAGUGUGCCCACUCCCACUGCUCGCCCUCCCUAUGGCUACGGCAACGGCACCAUUCCAUUCCCCAGCGGCGCCCCGAAGCCCACUGGUUUCAAGACCAGCAAGCUGCCCUACCCCACCGGCUUCCGCCGCCACUAA
Molecule: messenger RNA, 840 nt
Organism: Aspergillus fischeri NRRL 181
Lineage: Eukaryota; Fungi; Ascomycota; Eurotiomycetes; Eurotiales; Aspergillaceae
Exons: 3
Coding region: 1-840 (279 amino acids)
Source: RefSeq, a predicted model, not a curated record